This is a messenger RNA of Trametes versicolor FP-101664 SS1, 393 nucleotides long. RefSeq lists its product as uncharacterized. The record is from RefSeq and is a predicted model, not a curated record. The annotation marks the transcript as partial. Lineage: Eukaryota; Fungi; Basidiomycota; Agaricomycetes; Polyporales; Polyporaceae. The transcript has a single exon.
GCCGUCUGGCUCAACGCCCUGUGGUUCUCCGGCCUCAUCCUCAGCCUGUCCUCCGCGUCGGUAGGCAUCAUGGUCAAGCAGUGGCUCAACGAGUACAGCAGCGGCGCCUCGGGGACCUCCCGUCCGGUUGCGCGGGUGCGCCAGUAUCGCCUUAACAACCUUCGAACGUGGCGCGUCGACGACAUUAUUGGUGUCAUCCCCAUUCUUCUUCAGCUUGCCCUGGCACUUUUCCUCUCCGGAAUGCUCAUCCUCCUCUGGACGCUCCACGAGACCGUUGCUGCCAUCGCAUCCACUCUCGUUGGCCUUCUUGCCAUCUUCACCGUGGUCACCACGAUUCUCCCCCUCUUCAACCACAAGUGCUCCUACCUCACCCCCCAAAUCCGUGCAGUCAAC